Argentina anserina (silverweed cinquefoil) is the source of this 1483-nucleotide messenger RNA. RefSeq lists its product as uncharacterized. The record is from RefSeq and is a predicted model, not a curated record. Gene Ontology annotation, cellular component: endoplasmic reticulum; endoplasmic reticulum membrane. The coding region runs from base 597 to 1241 and encodes 214 amino acids. The transcript is spliced from 2 exons. Gene Ontology annotation, biological process: intracellular protein transport; endoplasmic reticulum to Golgi vesicle-mediated transport. Lineage: Eukaryota; Viridiplantae; Streptophyta; Magnoliopsida; Rosales; Rosaceae.
UGGUCGGAAGCAGACAAAGCUUCUAGUAACAGAGCAAGCAAAUCUUCUACCGGACGUGAAAAAGAUUCGUUCUUUCCGUUUUUUAUUUUUUGUUUUUGGUUUUUCUCGAGUCAAUUUCACUUUGACUGUGAUGAUACUUUCCUCCAUGUAAAGAGCAAAGUUUCUACAGAAUUACGCCUAAAGUAAUUUGUAUUUAAGUUUUUUACUCCAAAAUUACAGCGCUCGUUAAAAAUGAAAAGUCACUAACAUCAGAAAUGGGUUCUGUGCAGAAAAAGUUUCUCGCUUUUUACAUUUUACUACUUGCCUAGAUCUGUAGUUCUUCAAACCCUGGUAUGUUUGGCCUAUGAACCCACCUGGGUUUGCCAAAUUUGCCUCAAAAAUCACUACCCAUUAUCAAAAGCUGGGGGUUUUGGCCAGCAAUUUGUUGUUCAAGAUUUCAAGUGAGCUAUACAGCUUUUGCUUCUAUUGUUUCAAGAAACCAACAAGUCUGUACUGUGUAGAAGAAGCUCUCUUUCUCUCAAUCUCUUCACAAGUUCUCAUCUUUUUCUGAGGCCCAGUUCAGAUUUUGUUGGCAAAAAUCAGAAGCAGAAGCAGAGAUGUAUGAGUUGUUGAUCCCGGUUGUGAUUGCUGAGGCAGUUGUGGCAUCUCUUAUGUUGCUCAAGAUUGGGCCAUUGAGAGAGCUUGUGUUGAAGAUUCUGGAUCAGCUCAAAGUGGGUAGCGGCCCAGUCACUCUCAUUGGCAUUGCUGGCACCAUGGGUGUGAUUCUCCUAUCAAGAUUCAUUAGCAUUAUCAAGAUGCAGAACAAAGGUGAAAAGCUUGGGACCAUGUCACCCAUGGAUCAGGUUCUAUAUAGAACACACAUCCUUGAAGCUUCAUUAAUGUCUUUUGCUGUAUUUCUUGGAUUCAUAAUUGAUCGGACGCACGAUUAUCUUACAAAGCUUGAUGGGUUGACCAGUACAGAAGAAGAAGUUGAGAGGCUUCAGAAAGAAAAGGCGCAGCUUACUGAAAAGGAAGAGAAGUCUUCCAAGGAAAUCAAGCAGCUGCAAGACAUAGUUGCAACUCUAUCAGAGAAUUUGAAGAAGCUGAAGUUGGAGUGCGUGGAGAAAGAUAAAGCUGUUGAAACUGCUGAAUCCCAUGUCACAUCGCUCCAGAAACAAGCUGCAGAUCUACUUCUUGAGUACGACCAUUUGUUAGAAGACAACCAAAAACUUCAGGCUCAGUUUGCAGGACAUAAGAGAUGAAGAAAAAGCCGAAAAACUGAAUAGCGACCGUUCUAAUUUGGGAAACAUUUUUGUCUUCUCCUACCAGAAAUGAUCAUUAUUCGGCUGGAAAUGGGGAAUGUUAAAAAUUUUGUGAUGCUCAAGAAAGUGGAAUUUGCAAUCUGGCCAUCUUUGUUUUGUUCUAUGGUUUUCCGUUUUAGUUGAAUAUAUCUUUUUUCUAAUGAAUACUAGGUAUCAAGGCAGUCCAAUUCGAGAUAACUAAG